AUGUGUUUUGAACAAGUUAAUCAACAGACCUUUUCUGGUCGCGUUAUAGAAAAAAUACUGAAAAACGUCUCAAAACCCAAGUGUGUUUUAGAAACCCUAAAAGUCGAUAUAUUAGAACAAGUCAUCAAUGAGAAUAAUUUGGUGGAUAAACCAUCCCAAAUAUUUAAUUGUGAUGAAUCGGAUUUUGCUGAUAAUACAGAUACCACAAAAGUUAUAGUAUCUAAUCCGACAAAAUUUCCAUAUAAGAAACAAGAUGGCACAGGAAAAUCAUAUUAUUCGGUAUUGUUUUGUGUUAGUGCCGCUGGCGUUAUUUUACCACCUUAUAUAAUAUACAAAGCCAAAAGAUUGUAUGGUGAUUGGUGUCUUCACGGACCACCAGGUGCCGCAUAUAAUACAUCGAAAAACGGCUGGAUGGAAGAAAAUGUUUUUUAUGAAUGGUUUAAACAUUUAUUUAUUCCUCAAACUGCCACAACACCGAAACCAAUUUUAUUAAUAUUAGAUGGUCAUACAUCUCAUCAUAGCGUUCAUACAGUUGAAUUAGCCAUUGAAAACAAUAUCAAUUUAUUAUGUAUACCACCACAUUCGACGCAUAUUGUUCAACCACUGGAUGUUACAUUUUUCAAGCCUAUCAAACAAAAAUAUCGAGAAAUUCUCAAUGAAUAUUCUCAAACAUCUUGUUAUACGAAGAUUUUAAAGUGUAAUGAACAAAUUGCAGCUGAUAUUGCUGAAACCAACGACAACCAACAAAACCCAUUUGACUCAGCAGCGGAAGAUGAGGAAGACGUAUCUUCUAACCCAAUUCCUUCUACCACUACUCAGCUAUUCAUGACAAAAGCUCAUGAUGACGAUGGUAUACAAGAUCUUAUACCACCAAUCAAUACCAGCGCGUGGGAUCAUGAAUGGGAGUUUAAUAGAUAUCUACCGAGUGCUGCUUUCGAGCAAUAUUUUCCAUUUCUAGUCGAUAUUCCAUUAGAUUUAUCUCGACCAACAAAAUCAACUAUUAAAAUUUUAUCUUCAACAUCUGCACCACCAUUAAAGCGAGUUGUUCUUGAUCGACAGGCUGGCCAGCUUUUAACAGGCCAACAAGCCUUAGAACAAUUGAAAGCGAAGGAAGAACGUAAAGCUACUGCAAAAUCAGCCAAAUCUAAACGAGAAAUAACAUCAACUAAAAAAUGUUCCUCAACAAAAGCAAAAAUGAAGAAAAAAGUAACGAUUAUCGAUGAUAUUUCGAUGGAUACUAACGAGUCAUCAACUACCAUAGUUUCUGCUCCAAAGACAUUAUCGACAACAGUCAGAAUUCCCACUUCACUCACUCAUGUAUUAAUGACUACUCCUGUUACAACCACAUACACGUCAUUGUCAAACAUGCCACAAUCGUCACUCACCGAUUUACCAUUGUCAUCUUAUUUUUCACCUGAUCCAUGGCAUCCUGCACCAGGUACGAUCUCAAGUACCAGUUGUCAACCUUAUGCAUCAUCGAGUCUGUUAUCAUUAUCAACUAAUCCAUUUCCAUUACCUAUUCAAAUUCCAAAAUCUUUUAAGUGUCAUUAUCAGUCUAAUAAUCUUAUUCGUUAUACAUCAUGUACCAAGUACGUUGCCUAA
This is a messenger RNA of Didymodactylos carnosus, 1602 nucleotides long. The record is from the annotation of a GenBank genome assembly. NCBI's taxonomy places the organism in Eukaryota, Metazoa, Rotifera, Eurotatoria, Philodinida, Philodinidae.